AUGCGUAGUAAUAGUGCUUAUCAUUAUAGUCCCCAUAAUACACAUGUGUCUUCAGUGACUUCAUCAAAUUUAUCUGAUGAUGAUGAUGAUAAUGAUGCUGUAUUCGGACCAACAACACCAGUCGAUGAUAGAUCGUCUACGGAUGAUGUUCGAAGAACGUCAGAAACACUUAUUCCUUGUGAAUUUUGUCAAUUGCAACAAUCAGCUGAUCGUAUAAUGCAUCAUGAGGAAAUACAACCGUUUCAUACGGAUCAAGUCUACAUAAAUUCUAGUUACUCAUGUUUCGGAAAAGAUAGAUGUUAUAAAUAUUUUAAUGAAUUAAAAACAUGGGAAGCAUCUAGAAUUCAUUGUCGUGCUCAAUAUGCUGAUUUAUUUACAUGGCGUGAUAAUCAUGAUGAACAAUUUAUUCGACCUGUUAUAUUAAAUUGGAUAUCUACACCUCUUUUUAUACAUAUAUGGUCUAUGAUAUUGAAGCCAAAACCAAAUCAACCAUAUCUUGCAUGGGCUGGUGCUAAGAUAACUUCAUUAAAACCGCAUACUAUUCAAUGGAUGGAUCCUGAUGGACUGAAACUAGACUUGACUAGUACAGAAUGGUGUGAUCCAACAUAUCAUGCAGGUUAUUCAUUACAAAAAGAACCAACAUCAGGAACUAGACAAGGUCCGAAUGGUACUGAACGUGAAGAAUGUGUUACAUACAAUUUUGGUUCUAAAGGUACAAGUUUUCUCUGCUUAUCAGAUGAUUACUGUAGUCAAAAAUAUCCAUUUAUUUGCGAAAUGAAUGCUGCUAGUAUGAAAUUAGCAACAUCUACGCAUCAUGGUACUAAUAAUGGUGGCAUUUCAUCUGGAACAGAUGAAGGUACUUCAUCUGGAACAGAAGGUGAUACAAUCGAUUUUGAAGAACCACCGCCCCCUCCACCAGAAGACCCUGACUUUAGUCCACAACAUCUUGGUUUAGAAGCAGCAGCUCUUAAAGAUGAACCAGGUUUUCUAACAAAGACAAAUAUAAUUAUAAUUGCUAUUGUGGGAGUAAUUCUUAUUGUUGGAGCCAUCGCUGGAUAUAUAGUUAUAAAAAAUAAAAAAGCAAGUACACGUAAUCCAACUGGUGACAAUGGAGGUGUAUCUCAAGGUAGACCAAGUGUUGCUAGUUCAAUUGGAAGCAUGGUAGAUGAAUAG
Molecule: messenger RNA, 1173 nt
Organism: Rotaria sp. Silwood1
Lineage: Eukaryota; Metazoa; Rotifera; Eurotatoria; Philodinida; Philodinidae
Source: the annotation of a GenBank genome assembly